ACUGACUGGGGUCUGCCUGUGAGAAAGUUAAACACCCAGUUACAGAGGGAGGGUGACAGGCCAAGUGUGAGGAGCUUAUUUGUGAGUUUGUGGGGGCUGACUGUAUUAAAAGCAGAGCUAUAGUCUAUAAAUAGCACUCUGACGUAUGUGUCCUGGCCCUGUAGGUGAGAAAGGGCUGUGUGGAUGGCAGUGUUGACUGCAUCAUCCGUGGACCGGUUCUGGCGAUAUGCAAACUGUAGAGGGUCCACAGUUGCCGCCGGGAUGCUCUUUUUGAUGUGGGUCAUGACUAUUCUUUCAAAGCACUUCAUAACAAUAGGAGUGAGUGCUAUAGGGCGAUAGUCAUUCAAGCAGGUCACGUUGCUCUUCUUGGGUACGGGCACUAUGGUGGUGGACUUAAAGCAGGUCGGUACAGAUGCUUGUGCAAGCGACAGGUUAAAUAUGUCAGCAAGCACAUCAGCUAGCUCUGAUGAGCAAACCCGAAGUGCACGUCCUGAGAUGUUGUCUGGCCCUGCUGCUUUUCGUGGGUUUGUUUUGUUUAGAACCCUGCGCACAUCAGCUGAUGUCACCAUGAGAGGUGAGUCCUGUGUGCUCCCCAGGUUCAGCCACCCUCUCUGCUCAUCAGGAGUUUGGGUGUCAAAGCGGGCAUAGAACUCAUUCAGCUCAUCUGGAAGUGUGGUUUGGCUGGACGUGGCUACGCUACUCCGCUGUCGAUAGUCUGUGAUGUGCUGGAGCCCCGCCCACAUGCGCCAAGGGUCUGAGGUGGAAUAGUAGCCCUCCAGCUUCUGUCUGUACUGUCUUUUGGCCUCUCGUAUGGACCUCCUCAGGUCAUAUCUGGCCUUUUUGUAGUCCUCAGCGGUGCCCAUGACAAAUGCAGUGGAACGAGCACGUAGCUUAGCCCUUACAUCACAGUUCAUCCACUGUUUUUGGUUAGGGUAUUUUCUGUAAUACUUGGUGGUGCUAACAGUCUCUAUGCAUGUGCUAAUGUAGCCAGUAACAGCAGAAGCAUAUUCAUCCAAAUCAACAGUACAAUCUUCCCUCCCCGCUGCAGUUUUAAACACAUCCCAGUUUGUGCAGCCAAAGCAGUCCUGAAGUACUUGAUCAGUUUCUUCAUUCCACACUUUAACUGCUGUACGUACAGGGGGAGCUUUUUUAAGAAGUUGUCUGUAUGUUGGAUAAAGGAAUAUAGAGAUGUGGUCAGCCUUUCCAAAGUGGGGUCUUGGAACAGCCUUCAAAGCACCUUUCAUGUUGCUGUAGACUUGGUCCAGGAUGUUAUUUUCCCUUGUGGGAAAGCUCACAUGCUGGUAAUAUUUGGGGAGGACAGUCCUGAGGUUACAGUGGUUGAAAUCGCCAGAUAUAAUGAAUACAGCGUCUGGGUGUUUGGUCUCGUGUUUAUCAAUGAUGUCAUGCAGGAGGCCUAGUGCAUUAGCAGUGUUAGCUCGUGGUGGGAUGUAAACAGCAGUUAAAUACACAGCGCUAAACUCACGAGGCAAAUAAAAAGGUCUGCAUUUCACCAUCAGCAGCUCAAUGUCCUGCGAGCAGUGCUUUUCCAUCGUCUGUACGUCUGUGCACCACCGUUUGUUUACGUAAACACAGACGCCGCCACCUCUGUGUUUACCAGACGCUAAAGUCCGAUCUCCCCGGUAAGCAGCAAAUGAUUCCAACUGGAUCGCCGAGUCCGGUAUAUCCUCCGUCAGCCAGGUUUCUGUGAAGGUGAGGACACAGCAUUCCCUGAUCUCACGUUGAGCUGUAAUCCUUGCUCGUAGUUCGUCCAUCUUGUUUUCAAGAGAGCGGACGUUGGCUAGCAGCAGGCUUGGUAGCGGUGGCCUCGUCGCUCUAGCUUUUAGCCUAGCAUGCAGGCCGGCCCGCUUGCCUCGUUUACGCCUCGGAUGCUUUGCUCGCCGGGUAUUCAGCUCACCAGGCCCGCAGGCUGCUGCGUUCUCUCGGCGCAGAAGAAAGGCAAAGUCUGAGAGGCUAAAUGAAAGUUCGUGGUGAACCCUGCCGAUGUUCAAAAGUGUCUCUCUGUUGUAAUGUACUGCGUGAGUGUGUUGAAUGUCCAAAAUGAACAAUAAAAUAGCAAAAAAUAGAAAAACACGGGAGAGUGUCACAGAGACGUCUGCCACGGAGGGCGCCAUCUUUGAUUGAUUGUAUACCAUGCCAUGCCAUGCCAUAGCACACCAUGCCUUAGUAUAGCACACCAUACCAUACCUUUGUAUACCAUACCAUGCCGUGCCAUAGCACACCACACCAUACCAUACCCCUGUAUACCAUACCAUGCCAUAGCACACCAUACCAUACCUCUGUAUACCAUACCAUGCCAUGCCAUAGCACACCAUACCAUACCUUUGUAUACCAUACCAUGCCGUGCCAUAGCACACCAUACCAUACCUCUGUAUACCAUACCAUGCCAUGCCAAAGCACACCAUACCAUACCUCUGUAUACCAUACCAUGCCAUGCCAUAGCGCACCAUACCAUACCUCUGUAUACCAUGCCAUGCCAUAGCACACCAUACCAUCGCACACCAUACCAUACCUUUGUAUACCAUGCCAUGCCAUAGCACACCAUACUAUACCUCUGUAUACCAUGCCAUGCCAUAGCACACCAUACCAUACCUCUGUAUACCAUGCCAUGCCAUAGCACACCAUACCAUCGCACACCAUACCAUAGCAUAGCACACCAUACCAUAGCAUACGAUACCAUACAGUAGCAUAGCAUAGCAUAGCUUACCAUAGGUGUUGGGAGACAGGGUAGUGACCAUUGAAGACAUGUGUUUGGUAAUUGUUUACAGUUUAAAGUGGGGGUGGGAAUCAAGUGUGGAACUUGGGCUUUGGAACCAAACCAUCCCACUUUGCUUCCUGACUAUGAGCUAUUGUUAAACAUACAAGUGAUCCCAACUGAGAGCACCCCCUCACCUGGACAUCUAUCCUUGCGUGCUCAUGUAUGGUGUAUAACACAAUACAGCAUAGAGACCACACUGGACGGAUGAUGUCUCACAGCUGGCCUGCCAACACCUUGGUCCCCCCCCCCCCCCAUUAUAAGACACAUCUAGCACUCUUAGUAUUGGUGUGAAACGGCUGCAGUUUGUGUUUCUGUACGGGGGGGUUGGGCUUAUCAAGCUUUGUCUCUGCACACAAAGAGCUUGUCUUUUGUUGGGCGUCCAUCAACUCGCUGACCUACUAAUUUACACUCAUACACUUGUCCUCCAAGGACCCCCACCACCACCACCCCACCCCCACAAUGGUAACAUUCAUUUAUUUGUUACCAAACCAGGGGCCACAUAGAAGAUGUGGGGGGUCACUUUGAUAGUCUUGACAUUUUCAUUCAUUGAAGGUGCUAAUAUCAGUCCAGUGUGGAUCCACAUAUGCUCAGAUACAAAUAAACAUCUCAGCUAUUGUUCUUGUUAUGUACAAGUUCCAUUUUAGAACAUAUGGCUUUUUGCAUUUAUUUUUUGUUUUCUGUGGUGUAAUGUUUACCUUUCAUUUUGUCGCCGGCCAAUUAAAAAAUGAGUGGUGGACUACAAAUGGCCCCUGUGCCUCACUUUGAACAUCCCUCGACUACCCUGACUUAAAUGAUCUUGUCCAAAGUGCCUUUUUCAUUUUUCACGUUUUUCACUUUGGCAUAUUGUAAAAAUAAAUGGACCAUGAAUGAGAUGACGAUCAUUUGCUUUGUGGCCUAUAACACAAAGCUAGGAUGUUUACUUCAGAGAGCUGAGCAUAUCCAGCGUGUCCCAAAACAGUGUACUGUGUAUACCCUUGCUGCAACAGUCCCCGACACUGCCAUGGAAAUGUUAGAUCCUUCCUUGAUGAGAUCUUGCCAAACAGGUGGAUUGGAAGAAGAGGUUUUGUUGAAUACCCUCCGUUUUCACCAGGCCUCACACCUCACACCACUGGACUUUUUUAAAUGUAGUUUUUAAGAGGAUACCUAAAAGACAAAGUCUACGCUGUGAGAUCUGCAACAGUCGCUGAUUUGAGAGCAGCCAUUGAACGUGAAUGCACGCAAAUAUCUAAGGAAUUGUUUGGUGACGUGUGCGAUUCCAUUGCUUCACGUUGUCAGCACUGUCUGGACCAGAAGGGAAAAAUCAUGUUUGUAAGUUCUAUUACAUUUGGAAAAUUGAACAAAUUAUAAUCAACAUCUACUUUACAGUGUUUAAGGUGUGUAUACCUUUUCCUGGUAAGGUUUUUUCAGGGGUUCUGGAGAGGAGGGUCUACCACAUAGUGCAUCUCGGAUUCAGGAGGAGCAGUGUGGUUUUGGUCCUGGUCGUGGAACUUUGGACCAGCUUUAUAAUCUUGGCAGCAUCCUUGAGGGUGCAUGGGAGUUUUCCCAACCAGUCCACAUGUGUUUAGUGGACUUGGAGAAGGCAUUCCACUGUGUUCCUCCAUGAAUCCUAUGGGGAGUGCUCCGGGAGUAUGGGGCGGUUUCUUCGCUGUAUGACCAGUGUCAGUUUGCCGGCAAUAAGUUGGACUGGUUCCAAUGAGGGUUGGACUUCACCCGGGCUGCCCUUUGUCACCGAUUCCAUUCAAUACUUCUAUGGACAGAAUUUGUAGGUGCGCCCAGGGCGUUGAGCACAUCUGGUUUGGUGGCUGCAGGAUUGGCUCUCUGCUUUUUGCAGAUCGUGUGGUCCUGCUGGAUUCACCAGGUCAUGAUCUUCAACCUUCACUGGAUCUGUUCGCUGUCGAGAGAAGGCUGAGCCGGGCAAGGCAUGUGUUCCCUCUCGCUGGUGGGAGGACUACCAGGGAUUUGCAAUGGGGUGGAUGCCACCAGAAGAAAACAGAGAAGGGGAAGACCUAGAAAAACACGGCCAUCCCUGGUGGAUGAGAUGAGAUCUGUUUUAUUUGCAGGGAUCCCCAUUAGCUGUGCUCUAAAAACCAAAGCAAUAGCCCCAACAAUUGGACAGUUAGUCGACUAUGGACAAAAUGUAACAAAUCAAAUUGGACAGUGAUAAUCCUUCGUGGUAAGGCAGCCUUAGAAGAAAGUAGGAAAUAGCGACACAGACUGGAGCACGUGAGGAACAGCCUGGUGUCUUCCAGCUGGUUUAGCCAACCGACUGCGUGGUCUGUCAAGGUGUGUACCUCAGCGAUCCCUUCAGGGAAACACCUGGGUUGCUCUUAACAAGUGCCACGCUCGGUCAGAAUGACUGCCGUCACAGUGAGGGAGUCAAGGCAUUGUUCUUGAUUGCUUGCUGUGGAACCCAACACUGCUGCCUCCUGGAAAGUGUGAGUGCCGGUGGUGCUGACGUGACGUUGGUUGUCAGAGACAGGAAACACCAGACGGAAAACUGGAAGUGGCCAAAAUAAGAGUGUAGGGAUGCAGACCAUGACACAAACUUUUCUUUGUGGCUCUUUAGGAUGCGUAUUUGAGUACGCCUCCUGCUUUAAGACCCAAACUCCACCAAUGUGUGACCAACCCAUUGAGGUCCAAGACCUGUUCCAAGAGAUCCAGGAUGGACAGAUUCUCAUGGCUCUUCUGGAGGAACUGUCUGGCUGCAAGCUGCUUCAUGGCUUCAAGAAGUCCUCCCAUCGUAUCUUCAGACUCAACAACAUUGCCAAGGUCCUGUCUUUCCUGGAGGAGAGAAAUGUAAAGCUUGUCAGUAUUGAUGCUGCUGAUGUUGCUGAUGGAAACUCCUCCAUCAUACUAGGACUCAUCUGGAACAUCAUCCUCUUCUUCCAGAUAAAGGAAUUGACUGGCAACAUAAGGAGUCAGUUCCCAUCCAGCUCCAGCCUGUCGUCCAUACCCACCAGCUUGGAACCAUUGAACUGCAGCGUAGCAUUGCCAGACACACCGAUGGCGCCCCCAAGCACGAGAGAACACAGCAAGGCCAUCACAAAGCUGCUGCAGUGGGUGCAGAAGCGAACACGCAGGUAUGGUGUGGCAGUUCAGGACUUUGGCAAGAGCUGGACAAGCGGUCUUGCUUUCCUUGCUGUCAUCAAGUCCAUUGACACCAGCCUGGUGGACAUGCGGAAGGCCCUGCUGAGGAGUGCCAGGGAAAAUCUGGAGGACGCCUUCAGGAUUGCCCACUACAGCUUGGGUAUCCCACGCCUUCUUGAGCCUGAAGAUGUGACCAGCAGUGCUCCAGAUGAACAGUCCAUCAUGACAUAUGUGUCACAGUUCCUUCAGCACUUCCCAGGCACAGAUGAGCAGAGAGAGCCUUACCCGCUCAUGGAAAGGAGUAUCUCUUUGGGCCGACUCAACUUCCGACACCCUGACCCCCACCAUCGGGCGACAAGUGCUUAUUCUAGCCGAGAAACAGGGCGUUCCUUCGUGAUCCAGAAGGACUGUGCACAACCUCCACCUAAAAUCUUGUUUUCGUCGGUGUCAGAGGACAGAGGGGGUGUGUCACCAGCCAUCACACCAGCCAUAACUCGCACAUUUAGUGAAGACUUGGUCGCUGAUUCUUCCUCCUUGGACGUCAAGGAACUGACAGAAGAUGUCUUAACCGGCUCAGUGGAGCAGCUCACUGACACUCCCGUUCCCAUUUACUCUUCUUUGGCUCCUGAAUCGUUCAUGAUGGAUUCUGCUAUCAACUCCCCAGAUUCCUGGGUGGAGAGUGAGGAUCGAGGCAUUCUUGUGAAAUUGAGUGCAAGCCAAAGUGACAGUUCGUUGUAUGGUUGCACAACACCUUGGGAUGUCGACCAUGCCACUCCUGUUGAGAUGAUGGCUGUUGAUGGAGCUGUGGUCCACAUUGCGGAUAAAGUACUUGAUGAGCAGUCAAUGACGGAGUCUUCCACUGAUGAAGGGCUUUUCUCACUCAGCUCUUUCAAUAGCAUGCAGGAGCAUAUGCUAGGAAACGGAGAGCAGAAGGUGCUGGACAAUAACGGAGUCAAUGUGGAGAACCAUGAAGACUUUCCACCAAACCUGCUGAAAGAACAUGAAUUUGAAAAUGAGGGCGAGAAAGCGGGUUGUGUCUACAAACAGACAGAUGCAGAUUACCCUCAAAAAGAACAACAACCCCCUGGUGACACUGUGUCGUCCUGCGGAGGUGAAUGCCAAGCAGAAAGUGAUGCUGCUGAGCAAUCCCAGGACUUGUCCACUUGUCCACCUGAGCCAUCAUCCAAACAGCAAGUUGUGGAGAAGUGCAGCGUUCCACCCAGCCCCUGUACAGAAGAACUUCAGGGUGGAAAGAAAAUGGGACAGGAUUGUAAUAAAACGCAUCCGUCUGAACAAACACAUGCAAAUGAUUUUCUCCAAGAUGAUUUAUCCUGUGAGGAAGCAGAAAAACUGUCACUCUCUGCAGAUGAGUAUCCACAGGAAAGCGUUGGACCUCAAGCGUACUGUGACCAAGAAGUCACAGAGCCGUGUUGUGUUCCACCAAGCGCUGAUGGAGAACAGGCGUUUGACGCCGUGAGAGAUUCCCACCUUAGUGAAGGCAGUCUGGCCGGUGGGGGAGACGAGGAAAUGCUUCAGGUAGAAGAUGAAUGUAAGAACACAGACUGCUUGUCACAGGACAGAAGAAGUGAGGAUGAGGGCGAGGAAGGGCCCACAGGAAGACAAAAUGAAGCCAUUGACGGGGACAUAAGAUGCUGCCCAGGUCAGCUGAGCUCAGAUGGAAACUCAAACACAACUUCAACGCAAUGUGCAAGAAAUGUUGGCAUGCAUGCAGAAGACAUGCGUGCACCUUUCCAUGACCCGCGGCAGGAUGCACAGGACAGAACGACAGGACUUUCAGAAACUGCCGUGUGUUAUGAAGUGCCAGACGCAGGCGGGACAACGGAGGCGUUCCCCACAGACCUUUGCCAAGCUACGCCCACAGAGGAUGUCGCUUGUGACUUUAUGGAGCCCAUGGACCUGUUUUACCCAAACAAAGACGAACACCUUGAUACAGAGCCCCCUGAUGACCAAAUUCAGAGCUGGCCGACUGUUUUCAGCGUAUCUGCCCUGGAGCCAGCUCCAUCUUCCAAGAUGCUGCCAGAAGAACCACCUCUUCAGCCCGUGGAUCAUGACUUCCUGGUGGGUUUGGAAUACGAGGACAAUAAGGUGACGGCUGAGAGGGACAGCCCAUCUGCACCCAAAAAGCAAGUCAUGAUAGGACUCACGGAAGCUGUUUUUCCACCAACAUGCGAUGGUCUGAGUGAGGCUCAGCAUGACAGCCAAGGCUCUGCCAAGGAAAACACAAAGCCUGUGAGCCAUGACAUCCAAAGCUGGAAAGAAGAAGUCCUGGUCUCUCCGGUACUCCGACACAGGAAGGGGCUUCACUCCUCACAAGCCACGGACAAUGGCAUGGACACGACCGCCUUUUCCAGGAAACGUUACAUGGAUGACUCAGAGUGUUGCUGGAGCGAGAGCUGGGAGGCGUAUCUUCUGUUUGUAUCGUGGCUGCUGCUCUACUGUUUCUGGCUGCUGCCGCCAAUGGACGUCAACGCUUGACCGGCUGGCUUGAUGGACAUCAAGCACUGAACACACACAUUUACACCAUCUUUACAACACACACACACUUCCUGUAUAUUUUUGAAGAAACGCGUUGGUAUUUCGUCAACACAUCAAAUAUUUACUCCCACACGCGCAUUACUUGACUUUCACACACGUUCCUCAAGCUUUUCUUGUUGGUUGUGUCCAUGAAUGUCAUCCUUUCCUUUAUUAUCACGCAUGCCCCAUACAGUACCUUCUUUUUUUCAACCCAUACCGAUAACUUCCUGCUUCUCAAGACUGAUCACCGAAAACUGUUGAUAUCAGCUUUUUCAGUGUAGAUGCAAUUGUAGUUUGUGCACACCUGGAGGUGAGAAGGACUGGAACAAAUGAGGACGUGUUGGUUUUGAAAUAUCAUGUCAUUACUGCUACCCAGGGCUGGGCGAUCAGGGCCAAAACCCAUACCCCGUAUGUUUAGCUUGUAUGUCGAGAUACAACAUACACUAAGUCCCCAACUAACGAACACAAUUGGUUCCAGACGAGCGUUCUUAAGUGGAAUUGUUCUUAAGUAGGGUAAAAGGUAAUAUUAGCAAUGAUAUAGGUACUACAUGUACGUGUAUACAUAUACAGUAUAUGUGUAUGUAUGUAAAUAUGAGUUUGGAUGUAGUAGUAAUAUUAAACCAGGAUAAUGAAUGAAAAAAACAAUAAUAAAAGUGAUAUAAUAAUACGUAAUGAUAAAUGUUAUUUACCUUUGAAGAGGAGUGGUCCAGCAUACGUCGUUGUGGUGGAGGAGGAGGAGUUAUUGAAAAAAAGGACAAAUGGUGGUGGUGGUUAGAAUCUUCUAAAAGAGGUAGUGUUCUGUGGGUGGUGUAGAAUUAAGCAGGCCUAUUAACUCUUCAUAAACUUUAAUCACACGCUCUGUCCUGGUUGUAUCAUACAACUAACAAUGUAGCUUUCUCUCUACCGCCGUUGGUCCCAUUAGCAGUGUCACAGCGCCCUCUGCUGGUCAAGCAUGUGCAGUAUAAAUACUGAUGGAGCUACUAGAAGGCAAAAUAAAAUAAAAUACAGACCAGUCGGCUUCUGUCGGUUUCUGUUUCACAAAUGUUCGCAAGUCGGAUGUUCAUAAGUUGGGGACCUAGUGUAUAUCCCCAGCGAAGUUGUAUUAUUCAAAUUUGAAAAAUCUUGAAAAAUAGUCCAAGCUCUUUUUGAAAUAAAUCUAGAAAAAGUGAAAUAGGAUCCUCAAUCUUAAUCUGACUGCACUCACGGUGGUCCCUCUGCAGCCUGAUUAGCGCCGUUAGCUCUUCCAUGUCGCGUUCCCCGUGGCGACGGACGCUAAACGUGGUUUAUGCCGUCUUUUCCUCUGUCGGCGCUUCACUUCCGCCGUGCAGCCUCUCCUCCGUUUCUCCAUGGGGGCGUGGCUCAAAGCUAACGGCUGCUCCCGAGUGGAAACGCCUUGAAUGAAUGCGUCUCCUGCAACGCGCAAGAGGCAAACUUCAAACGUAACGAGAUGAACAUCCAUAGCUGCGCACCUGCUUAAGGGGUCGCUAUGGCACAAAAAACAAUCAAGGACGAAGAAAGCACUAUUAAACACUAAAAACGCCGUGGAAAACACGGAGCUGCUGUAGCUAGCUGCCACUCCGGCGGUGCCAUCUUGACCCAUGAGACCUCCACAUCAAAUCCAGACUACAGUAUAUUGAUGUGAACCAUAUGAUUGUUUUUGAUACCGUGCUUCAAAGAAAUAUCAAUAUUUUAAGAAUAUCAGUAUAUCACCCAGCCCAACUACCACCAUGAGAACCAGAAUAUAGAGGGGGAGGAGCCACCUGCUGUCGCCCAGCAAGGUGCACUGUAUUCGGACACGCUCCGAGCAGCCGGUGCGAUGCCACGGACGUUUCUGGCAAACCUUUUGCACUUUUCAAGCGUUUCAGGUUUUCCCAUUAGGUUUGUUUGUGCGCACCGUGGGUUUUUAUCCCCUGGAACAUUUGGUACAACCAGCACGUGAAAUGUCUUCCUCUUAAAGUGAAUGUUUGUUUAUGAGUGAGCUCAGGGGAAGUUACGACAGGCCGUAGGAGCGAAAAGGAACGCUUGAUUUGCUCGUCCCCAAUCGCCUCAUUGGAGCGUUUUGUGAAAGCCAUUUUUAAUGUUAUCAGAUUUAUGGGUAUGUUGUGAUAAUUCCCUCAUAUCGGCCCCCUAGCUAUGGUGCACCCCUCGUUGUUGUUGUUGUUAUUCAUAUGAUACUUUUAGCUUUUAAUGCUAAAAGUCACAAAGUCCAAAGUUUUGCAGCAAUCAGGGAAACUCCUGUUCCAAAAUCAUUUCUCAGGAUUCUUGCCUUAUGUCCUUGAAAGUACUUUAGUAGUAGUAGUACCAGUAGUAGUAGUUUCAAUGGAAAUGAGAUGAUUGAAAAGAGAAUAAAAGAUAUGUUUAUGUCAGAGAAUGUAAAUGGUAACAUAUUUUGAGAGCAUGCUUGCAUUGCUGUGCUAUUUUUACUAUAAAUGCUACGUGUUCUUGGGAUGGGAUGCAAACAUUUGAUAUGAAAUACAUUAUAUUGCUCAAAAUAGCUCGAGAUGAAACCUUAAAAUCAUCACGUGUGAAGGCGAUGGCUGAAACAGUGGAUGCUGUCAUUGAUCGAUUGAUUGCUUCGUGAUGUUUGAGUCGCGUUUAACCAGCUCAGGCCUUUGUGCUGUGGCCUUCUUCCACACCAAACUCGCCCAAGCAUGCCUUGAUGGAAGUGACGUCCUUUUAGGCUGAGAAAAGCGGCAGAUGAAAAAAUAGCAAGUCAGCACUUUUUCCAACCUGCAAUUCUCUCUAAGCGCGGACCACACCCCUCGCACCAAUCAAUCCUAAUCGAUACCAGACGCAAUCAUGCAAACAUUCACAGACGACACCUCCCUUCUACCACAUUUGUUGAAAGGUUUGACAUUUAAAAUGCACACACGUAGCCUCCCCAUUGGCCCCUCAUGUGAGUCUACUGGUACCUUAGCCUCCUGAUUGGCCAGUGAUGUAAAUCUACUUGCAUAGAACCUUGACGUGAAGGAAACUGGACUGAGUAGAAUAAGAAACCACUUUCUGAGUCAGUAUGAGCACUUUGAAUGUGGGGCGUUGCUCAUGCUAAAAAGAUGUUUUUAAUGAAUGCUUUGUGUACGUGACGAGUCCACAUGUACUGUUCUUCUGUUCUACCUUCUUUACCACAGUGGCUUCAAAGUAAAAGACACUUCAUAACAAAA
This is a messenger RNA of Dunckerocampus dactyliophorus (ringed pipefish), 11559 nucleotides long. RefSeq lists its product as uncharacterized. Gene Ontology annotation, biological process: nuclear migration. Gene Ontology annotation, cellular component: cytoplasm; nuclear outer membrane; meiotic nuclear membrane microtubule tethering complex. Bases 5303 to 8359 code for a protein of 1018 amino acids. Gene Ontology annotation, molecular function: actin filament binding. The record is from RefSeq and is a predicted model, not a curated record. The transcript is spliced from 12 exons. NCBI's taxonomy places the organism in Eukaryota, Metazoa, Chordata, Actinopteri, Syngnathiformes, Syngnathidae.